Messenger RNA from Racocetra persica, 873 nucleotides. Lineage: Eukaryota; Fungi; Glomeromycota; Glomeromycetes; Diversisporales; Gigasporaceae. The record is from the annotation of a GenBank genome assembly.
UCUAGUUUAGAAAUUACCAUACUCACAGCUAUCCAAAGCAUGAUAUAUCGCAGGUGUAAAAAAAUUAUCAAAAUCCAAAUUACAACACAUGAUGAUUUAUCAGAAAAAUACUUAAAACAACUUUUAAAAAUAGUUAGCACUCAAACUAAGCUCAAGGAACUUGAUUUAAUUGGUUGUCAUAUUUAUAACAAUUUUGACUUUACUCAAUAUAUAUUAGCAAAACCUCAAAGCUUAAGAAAACUAGUUUUGCAAAAAAUUAAAUUUGAUAAUUAUGACUUGAUUGAUUUUAUUCUAUGUUUAGAAGUUUUGGCAAUUAAAUUUUUAUCUAGUAAUCUUUUCAAAGAAAGCAAAUAUAAUUUACAAAAUCUUCAAAGAUUAGAAUUAGUUUGCAAUGAAAUAGAAUUAAACAGAUCUAUACUUAAUAUAAAGUGUAAAACGCUUAAAGCCUGUGUAUUAUAUGAAAAAUAUUUUGAUAAAAAAAAGGAAUUAAUUUCUUUACUUUGUCAAAACUAUCCAAAUCUUGUUACUUUAUAUUAUUUUAGUAGCAAUCUUAGGCUCUCUUCUAUGUUAGUAGAACUUCAACAUCUUUAUCAACUACAGUUGGGAGGCUUUGAAUAUGAAGACUUAAAUAGUUUUUUACAUAAUCUGGAUACAGAAUUUGUUAAAUUAAAAGUUUUAGUAUUACCUCUUGAUAUUGAGCUUAAUCAACUUCCAAAUUUGAAAAAUUUUAUAAGACAAAAUAAAUAUUUAGAGAAUUUAAAACUAGUUAAAAAUUUCAAUAUCGAAAAGAAAGAAGAUUGUGAGAGAGAAAUAAUUGAUCUAUGUCAAGAAAGAAAUGUUAGAUGCAGUUUAAAAGUGCAGGAUAUUAGUUAA